Messenger RNA from Sphaeramia orbicularis (orbiculate cardinalfish), 2845 nucleotides. RefSeq names its product cyclin T2b (gene ccnt2b). Lineage: Eukaryota; Metazoa; Chordata; Actinopteri; Kurtiformes; Apogonidae. The coding region runs from base 74 to 1891 and encodes 605 amino acids. Gene Ontology annotation, biological process: regulation of transcription by RNA polymerase II. The record is from RefSeq and is a predicted model, not a curated record. The transcript is spliced from 9 exons. Gene Ontology annotation, molecular function: cyclin-dependent protein serine/threonine kinase regulator activity.
UCGUCCUUCCGGUGCCCCCGUCGCCCCACUCCCUCCCGAUGCUAGCACCGUCGGGCUUGGCUGUGGGAGCGUAAUGGCGGUGCACCGGGGACCCUCUACGAAAUGGCUCUUCACCCGGGAACAGCUCGAAAACACGCCGUCUCGACGCUGCGGAAUAGAGGCCGACAGAGAGCUGUCUUACCGGCAGCAGGCCGCCAAUUUAAUCCAAGAUAUAGGCCAGAGACUCAACGUCUCCCAAUUAAUAAUCAACACUGCUAUUGUAUAUAUGCAUAGGUUUUAUAUGAUCCACUCCUUCACCAAGUUCCAUAGAAAUAUCAUUUCCCAGACGACGUUGUUCCUGGCAGCAAAAGUAGAGGAGCAGCCCAGGAAGCUGGAACAUGUUAUUAAAAUAGCACAUGCCUGCAUUAACCCCCAAGAGCCCGCCUUAGACACUAAGAGCAAUGCAUUCCAACAGCAGGCACAAGAGCUUGUAGCACUGGAAACAAUAGUGCUACAGACGCUGGGUUUUGAAAUAACAGUUGAUCAUCCACACACUGAUGUUGUGAGAUGUUCCCAGCUAGUGCGAGCAAGCAAGGAUUUGGCACAGACUUCCUAUUUCAUGGCUACCAACAGCUUGCACCUCACCACGUUCUGCCUGCAGUACAGGCCCACGGUCGUGGCAUGUGUCUGCAUCCACCUGGCCUGUAAGUGGUCCAACUGGGAAAUCCCUGUGUCCACAGAUGGCAAACACUGGUGGGAGUACGUGGACCGCACUGUAACGUUACAGCUGCUGGAUGACCUCACACAUGAGUUUCUUCAGAUCUUGGAGAAAACGCCCAGCAGGCUGAAGAGGAUACGAAACUGGAGGGCUUUUCAAAACGCUAAGAAGCCAAAGAGCGACGGUUCGACAGUUGACAGUGCCUUCCAGGGGACGUCCUCUUUAGACGGCCUUCCCGGCGUCACCAACUCGUUCUUCCCCUCCACCUCAGCGUCAGACUCUGCAGAGAUGCCCUCUCUGAACACUAUCGCAGCCUCGUACGCCUCCUACCAGCCCCUGAGCGACCAGUCCAAGGCCUGCGCGUACGACCAGUUCCCGCCGCCGCUGCACUCGGACUUCUCCCUGAUCAAACAGGAACACAAAGCGUCGGGCGGCUCCAGUAGUAAACACCAGCAGCUCAGUGGAAAUGCUGCAGCUUUUGCACGGCCGCAAAAGGUCUUGACUUUGGAAAAGUACAGAGAGAAACACGCGGCCGAGCUGGCGUCGCAGAACGGCAUAAAGGAGGAGCCCAGCACAGACAUGUACGCCCUCUCUCCUCCACCGCUCUCCUCGCACCACCACAAGAAACGCUCUCAGCUCCAGCAGGCCGGCCAGUCAGGCGACGGCCGUAGGGACAAGCAGAGCUCCAAAAAGGCUCGGCUGCCUCCGUCGUACGCGGAGAACGGCUCCGCCUCCAGCGAGGAGCUAAAGAUGAGAAUCAAAGUUUCAUCCGAGCGUCACGGCAGCUCGGAGCAAAGUGGAAAAGACAAGCACAAAGACCACACCAGCCACCGCCACUCAAAACACGGCCACUCCCACCCGUACUCCCUCAGUGGGAGCGGCAGAGGGACAAUAGACAACUCUGCUUUGUCCUUACGAGCUCCCAGCAGCCACUGCAACGAACUGAGCUCCUCCGGCUCGUCUCGGAAGAGGCCUCACUCUGACAGCAACAACCACCACCACCACUCGGCCAAGAGCAGCCGGAGCUCCAAAGGGGCCCUGGGGUCCCACUACGCCGACGGCAGCAGGAUGAUGGAGCACCACAGCCACGACGGCACCAACGGCAUGCUGACGUCCAACGGACAACACACUGACUACAAAGACACUUUUGACAUGCUGGACUCUUUACUAAGUGCCCAAGGAAUGAACUUGUAACCCUCGGAGUCCCCAGUGUUGUCUAGAAUAAGGUAUUACAUGAUGAAUAGAGAAAAGAAAUGAAUUUAUUUGUCUUAAGUUAUCUGAAUUCUGCAUCGCUCUCAGUCGUGUCUACACACUGAUUCUUGUUAAGCUGUCAAAAAUGUAAAUUUAUAUGCAUAGAGCUGUGUACUACUAGCUUGCAAGAAACAAAAAUAAUUGUGAGGUUUGAGAAUGCGGCAGGUAAAAUGGGAUAUUAAUGUUGAUUUGAAGCUGACAUGAAUUGAACGUGCAUGUUUUCAGUCACAAAAGGGAAGACGUAGCUAGUGUUCGCAGCCGUUGUGACAGUUUACAGACAGUCGACAUUUUUUUAUAUGUUAAAAACAUUUUGUUCCACUAAAAAUCUCAGGUCUUGAACUUUUUUGAUAUAAGAAUCUUCCUCUGUUUGGGUUUAUUACCUGUAUCUGUGGAGAUGUGUCACCUCGUCCGUUUGUUGACGAAGACGGCAGAACCUGGGUGUCUGUCUUAGGAAACAUAGUCUGCUUAUUUUUCAAUGAGUGCAUUAAUAGACGGACAAAAACAAAACAAAAAAACAAAAAACAAAGGUGAAUCAGAGUUAUAUCUUGUGGAUUGUUACUUCCUGAACUUAACAUGCAGACAUUUUAGAACUACAAACAAAAUGUUCCAUCUGCGUUGAAAGUGCAUUUCAGAUAAUAUAUCGGCUUUAAGUGGAAAAGGCCUCGUAAUUGUAUCUUGUCAACUGCUCCUCAGUAAAUGUUACUAUCAAAAUACAGAGCUCUAAAAUAAUGUGUAAAUAGGACUGUAGUUCAGUUGGAAAACUGUUGGUUUAUUGCAUCAGUCCAAACCUUCCUCCAUUCAGUGUAUCAUGAGAUCUAAAGCAGACUGUGUAUUGAUGAGCAUAUCCUUGAUUUGUGUAUCAGGAGCCCAAAUAAAGGUGUAAAAGUAAUUUCUAAA